Messenger RNA from Chenopodium quinoa (quinoa), 1307 nucleotides. Its product is annotated as BURP domain-containing protein BNM2A-like. Lineage: Eukaryota; Viridiplantae; Streptophyta; Magnoliopsida; Caryophyllales; Amaranthaceae. The transcript has 2 exons. The record is from RefSeq and is a predicted model, not a curated record. The coding region runs from base 301 to 1110 and encodes 269 amino acids.
CACAAAUAAGACAUUUUUUUUAACAAAAAUAUAAGUUCAGGUAACAUAAACCCAAAAUAGUUAAGAUGAUUUAGAAUGAACCGAAGAGAUUAGAGCCUAAAGAUGUCUUAAAAUCUUCUCUUUUAAAUUUACUUACCCCAGUUUUUUUUUUUUUUUUUUAUUCAUAUAGUGUAGGCCCCAUAAUUGUUUAAAUAUUUACUUCUUAUCCGCUUAUAAAUAGCGACGAACCCAAGUUUUUGACGAAUGUACUCAAAUCAUAAGUAACAUCCACAAACAUCUCAUCCAAUCAACCAACAAAAAAUGAAGAUGUUUUUGGGUUUCCUAAGUUCAACCGUACUCUUUUUGGUGGUUGUGAGUGCUAGAGAUGUUGAUUUCAGCAAGAAGUCCGAGUUCAAGGAAUCAGACUAUGUGUUCUUCAACUACAACGACCUCAAGGUCGGGGCGAAAAUGCCGAUUUACUUUGGUGGUGCAUUCGAUGCUGAAAUCCCACGUUUUCUUCCUAAGGAAAAAGCCGAGAUGAUCCCUUUUUCAUCCCAAAAACUCCCAUUUCUUCUUAACUAUUUUGGUUUCCAACCCGAAUCUCCUCAAGCUAAAGCCAUGGAAUUCAGUCUUAAAAAAUGCGAGGGUGAAAUUCCCGACGCUAAAGGAGCCAAAAAAUGCGUUACCUCUUUAGACUCUAUGAUCGAUUUCGUCCGUGAAACCUUCAAAAGUAGCACUACCAAUAACGGUGGUCAGUUGUUUGACGAUCUUAAGGUGUUGAGUACAAGUCCACUUCCGAAAUCAGCCAAAGUAUUUCAACCUUACACAAUCAUUGAGCAGCCAAAAAGAGUCCCGAGCCCUAAAAUGACCGCGUGUCACAUGCUGACUUAUCCUUACGCGGUCUACUAUUGCCAUAACCCUGACCCUGAAAACCAAGUGUACGAAAUCAGUUUGUUGGGUGAGGAUGGUACUCGUGUUAACGCGGUUGCCAGUUGCCACAUGAACUCGAAUGCAUUUGACGCUAAUCUCGCCGUGUUCCGUAUGUUCAACAUUGCACCCGGCUCUCCAGUUUGCCAUUUCCUCUCUUCUGAUGGCCUGCUUUGGGUGCCUGCUAACCCAUCCUCGAUCUAAUAGUACUACAGCUGCUACUGCGACUACUAGAGUACUAGUACGAGCUCAUUAAUGAAGCAAGAAAGAUGGUGUUUAACUUUCUAAUGUCUUUAACUUGGCCAUGAACUAGCAAGUAUAGCUAGUGUUUAAUUGAGUCCUAAGUGUAUGCUUUUAUUAUCGAUCAACCGUGUACUUAUUAUCGAUUAAUAAAAUCUUGU